CAGGAGGCUCAGCUAAGGUUUUUGAAAACAGCGACUGAAGAUCUGAGCUUGCGAGCAACUGAUGGAGUUUUGGUUGGACAAUCAGGGUCAGUCACAGAUGUACCCCAGAUUUGGGACUCUUCCUGGGAGAAAUUGUGCAAACAACUAUCAUGAGAGACGGCAGGCGACCUAUAACACACUGUGCUAUGGAGAACAGCAGGAUCAGGGAAGGGAGUGCAGUGACUGGACGGUACCAGGAUCAAGAGUAGGAGGAGCUCUACAGGAAUAUACCAACUGGACCAACGCCGAGCCACCUGACUCCUCUUCUCCAAACUUUCCCUUCAUUUUACACCGUUAUGAACAGCGCCACCAGGACCUGGGGGAGUAUCGGCAACACAACCCCAGAAACAGAGAGUGUGCGUCUCACGCAGCUGCAAGGGACUACGACAGAGGAUUUCUGAGAGAUGCAUUGCCAAAGCGGUGGGAUCAGAGUCAGCCAGUCUGUUACAACAGAGAUGUUUCUGCUAAGAGGAACAACAGCAGCUAUCGAGAGCUGGAGGCCUGGGCAGCCCGGUACAGUCACUCGCUGCCAAGGAGGAGACGCUUAGAAGCAGAGUUACGAGAGGCCGCCCAAGGCCAGUCGGAGAGAGAAAAACUUUUGACACAUCCUGAAGUUCAGCUACAAUACAACCAGCUAAAUCGAAGCAGCAGAGUGCAUGGGCUGUGGGACAAAGCAGGACCUCUUACUACUGACCCAACCCACAUGAAGGGAAAUACUGAAUACCAAUCAAGGGUACCAGACAAACCUCCUGGGUAUAUUGGACCUCCUCCCUACAACAGGCCACACAAAAGUCCGCCUGUGAUGCACCAUUGUGAUUUUGGCAGGCAGCUGGUUGGGAAGAAGCAAGCCGAUUGGUCACAGCCAACUCUCAGAAAGUCAGAUGUCUUUUUAGAUUUGGAAACCAAGAGUAAAGUCGAGAAAGAUGUAGGCAAAAUCUGCACUGGAUUGGAGGAGCUGGAGUUCAGGAAACAUGAGAGGGAUGCUUUACAGGGAACCGGUUCCAUUGAUACACAGAAACCUGAAGGGAUACUGGAUGAAGAACCACAAGCAGUUCAGAAGUCGGACACAGAGAAGGAAGAAAUAUGUAAGGUCAUAGAAGGAAGGAAGUUCAGACUAAAGAAAAAGACAGGAGGGAUGACAAUAUUCUGCCUUGUGUCUCGAAUAGCUAGUCCCUGUGAAACCACAUCUUUACCAGUCUGUAGCAUCCAAAGCACAGAAAUAGGAGAGCUCUCAAAAGACAGACAGAUUGGCAACCAAGUGAACAAGAUCGCUGAUGAUGUGGACUUCAGAGCACACACACUAACAGAGCAGUCAGAUAAAAAGACCCCCGAAUGCAGGGGAAAGGUUAUGCCUAAAGAUGACCUACCAAACAACGUUUUCCUGGAAAACUCUGGAGUUGUAUGUCAGUCUGUGGAGCCUGUGUUGACCAGAUACCCUUUAUGGAGGGAGCCCAGUUCCAGUACCAAGCCAGAAACUGAGAGCCUCAACACAAACUGUUUGAAAGAGACAAGAGGAAGCAUCUUGAACCAGGAUGAAGGUGCGAAUGUAAGAAGCCAAUCAACAGACUUUGAAAAGGAUAAAGUAGACAUUGCUGAGAACAGUGAGGAUAUGAAUGGUCUACUGGUGAUAGACACCAGCUGUGUUGUUGUCAAAGUGGAGAUGAUUCCUUCACCAAAGAAGGAGCAAGUUCACUAUUUGGACUCCACAGCACAUGAUGAAGGCAGAACAUCUGAAUCCAAUGCUCAGGUUUAUCAAAAUGAGUCCUUGCAAAAGUAUGAAGACCCUGAAGCUGAUAUGGAUCCAAUACUUUUGAAGAAACAGGAAGAGAAAGAGAGUGACAAUUCCCUCUCUGGUGUGCAGUCUUCUUUGGUUUCUGAAAAGGAAACUCUGGAGGAGCGUGCUGAAAGAAUCCUUGGAAUACCUCUGCAUGAUGAUGAUGAGCAGCAAACUGAUGGUGAAGAACCACUGAUUGAUCUUUGCAAGGAGGAGCAGAGUGAGGAGGCGGAACCACCUGAUUCAGGACAAACUCUAGAGGAUACAGCAGAGGUUCUCCUACUGGACAAAGAUGACAAUAAAAAGCUGCUAACAAGUGAAGAUAGUAAAGAUUUUACAGCAUCUCAACAGUCAGCCAACAACAACAUGACUGCAGAAGAUGACACAGAGUCCCAACUUGAAACAAACACUUCAACCAAAAAUGAACUGAAGAAAGAAAGAGGGGGUGAAUUCAUUUGUGGUGAAAGUGAAAACGAAGAGCGUCUUGUUGAUCGCAGUAAUACUUACUCACUUUCUUCAGAUUCAUCAGAUUCAAGCACACAGGAAGGUGCUGAUUCUGAACUGGAUGCACAAAAUGUAGACCCAACUCCUCACUCUGAUGCAUCACCUCCUCUUUUCCCUGAAUCACCCGAUUCAAGCACCACUCUCAGUGAAGAGCAUCUCCCAAGCCCUCCUCCUCUGGAAGUAUUAUUCCCAGAAGCUGACGUGGAGAGUGGCGCCGAGCCAAAGCAUAGUGGGGAUGAAAUGUCAGACAUAGCUGAAAACGGGUCCUUGGUCACAGAAAUGAAAGAAGUCUUGCCACAUCUACACAAUUAUCAAUGUGACAACACUUUUUGUGUCACUAAGGAGCAAACAGUUGAGAAUGAUUCAUCUGGAGCUGAAGCAAAGUAUGAAGAUCUCAACAUUUCAGCUCAGCAGCUUAGAAGUGCCCAAACUGAAGGUGCCACUUAUCUAAACAAGGACCGGGAUCCUACAGUUCAAACAGGUGAGGACAAUGAAGAAAACCCAAGAACUUGUGAAUCAGAAGAUUACAGCUUCCUACCAAAGAAUGAUUUGAAGAACAAUGUGUUGUGCAAGACAGAAAAAGAUGUGACUCUGGAGCCAAGCCAAAGAAAUCCAGAUCUGACUGCAAGUCCCUUGACAGAAACAAGCGAUGAGCGAGAGGAAUUCACUCAAACUCAACUAAACACCUUGCAAAACUCACAAGAUGAAUGCCUUGACGAUACCUGUCCUUCAUCUGAUGAGGUCUUAAUCAAGUUUGUAAUCUCUGAUAUUUCAUCUUCUCUACAAGAGCCUGACAGAGAAUGUGCUCCUCUCUCUGAAACAGACUCAACUGGGUGUCCUCUAAGCAUUGACAUCACUGCUGCUCGAGACAUCGUGGGAAAUCCCUCUAAUUCUUUUUAUCCAGAUUCCAGCGAAGAAUCCAGCCAGUUGACAAUUUUUCUUUCCCAAGAGGAAGACGUUUCUCCAAAGAUCUCUCCGACCUCUGCACAAAAGAGAGCCUCUCAGUGUCCUAAAUCCCUGUUGGAUGUGGUAAGUCGCAUCAGGAAGCACACAGCACCCGACUCCGAGAGCGAAGAGGAGGAGGUGAACGAACAGUGGGAUCUGAGUUGUCUAAAUGUGGUUGCAGACACAAAGUCUGAGAGGAACUCUAAUGAGCUGCAGGCAGUUUUGGAGCUCAACACAGGGCAGGCGGACAAAGAACCAGAGGGAUAUGCUGAAGAAGACAAUAUGUCCUGCAACAGCCACGUGUCUGAAGCCAUUAUUACUUUAGGGACUGAAGAAACACUAUCUGGUGAGGUGAAAGAGGAGUAUGAUGCUGGGGAACAGGAGCUAAGAUGCUCCAGUGAAGAAAAAGAUGAAACCCGAUUGGAAGAAAGUGAAGAAGAGGACAACAUAAAUAUUUGUAAUUCUAGUGAGGACGGUCCAGUGGAGGUAGAUCGAGAGGUCAGUAAUGUGUUGAGUUAGACUAACAAAAUAUCCAACAAACAGUGUCUUGCAAACAUAUUCUAACCCCUUAAACUUUUUUAUAUUUGGUAACAUUACAAGCAACAACUUCAGUGUGUUUUGUUGGGACUAUCUACUCCACCCCAAAGUUUAGCAUAACUGAGAAAUGGGAGGAUAAAGACGCAUGGUCUUAUGUUACAAAUAAAAACAAAUUUGGCAUUUGUCUGUAUGUCAAGUGCAUGAAUGCGUUUUGACAUACACCUACAUACGUCGAUAUCACUAAAUAGAUAAAUGGCCACCAGAAGACACUUUAUUAGUGAACAAGUGCAUAAUUUAAUCUCAGUAGGAUCCAGCUGAUUUUAGAGAACGUUAAUGAACAAUGAGCAUCAUGAUGGCCAAUGAACACAGUAGACAGUUCAGUGAGGAAGGUGUGGAGAUAUUUAAAGUAGGAAUAGGUUAUAAAACUACACCCUGACCUUCAGGAAAGGUCAGGGUGUAGUCAAAUCCUAUCUAUGAAGUAAAGAUAGGAUUUAAUUCAUACUGUAAAUCCUAGCUUUUUUUUGGAAGAAUGGCAAGGAGCAAUGUUUAAAAAAAAAGCCACAAGAAGUCAUUAUGUUUGCAAAGCACAAUAAGCAAGGCAAAGAAGGUACUCUGGUCAGAUGACGACAUAAUUUAACUUUUUGGUCAACAUCCAAACUGUAUGUGUUGUUGCUGUGAAAGACUCCUGUCUCUCUGAACACACUUUUCCAUGGUAAAACAUGGUGGUUGGGGCAUCAUGCUAUGGGGGUGAUUGUCUUCAAUAGAAACAGGGAAAAUGGUCAAAGUUGACUGGACCACUUAUCGAGGUAAAUACAAGGCAACAAUUCGAAAAAGCAAAAUAUUUGAUAGUAGACCAGAGGUUUACAAAAACCCUAAACUUAAAACUAGAGCUGCAACACCAAGCAUCGCUUUCCUUCCAAUUUUCAAUGUCUUUAUUUUAUACCACACAGUUACACAUAACAUUUUAGCUGUAAAUAUUUCCAGGAGUGAAGAUAUUUUUGCAAGUCACUGUACAGUAACUUUAUUUUAUCCAUACUGUUAAAGUAAUUUUAGAGGUUU
Molecule: messenger RNA, 4858 nt
Organism: Poeciliopsis prolifica (blackstripe livebearer)
Lineage: Eukaryota; Metazoa; Chordata; Actinopteri; Cyprinodontiformes; Poeciliidae
Exons: 3
Coding region: 62-3781 (1239 amino acids)
Source: RefSeq, a predicted model, not a curated record